Aspergillus ibericus CBS 121593 is the source of this 1156-nucleotide messenger RNA. RefSeq names its product arad-like aldolase/epimerase. The transcript has 3 exons. Gene Ontology annotation, cellular component: cytoskeleton. Gene Ontology annotation, molecular function: actin filament binding. NCBI's taxonomy places the organism in Eukaryota, Fungi, Ascomycota, Eurotiomycetes, Eurotiales, Aspergillaceae. The record is from RefSeq and is a predicted model, not a curated record. The coding region runs from base 251 to 1135 and encodes 294 amino acids.
GUUCUGACUAGCCCGGGCUAUCAGCUGGCCAGAUAGGAAAGUCUUCCCUGCUGGACUCUGAUAACCUGCCUGAUUCCAUUCCAUUGGCUUACCCUAACUCGUGUGGUUCAGAAUCGGCAACUGGGUUACGGAUCGCCACUCCGCGGAAUAGACUUUUUUAUAAACACGGCUGAAUGAGACCUGUCUGUUCGUUCAGUCACCGCGCCUGUCGUGUAACCCUUUUCCUGCACGCCAGUCUUGUCGCAGCAUCAUGUCUUCCACCACCACGGCCACUGUACCGACACAAGAGGAGCCUCCGGCCCAAGUCGAGUCCAACAUCCAAGGGAAAUCAGCCAUCCAGGCCAUCUCUCAGGGCAACACUCUCCCCGGGGUCCCAUCCUUCACAUCCAUGGACAAAAAGCGACGAUGGAUGCUCGAGCACAUGGCGGGGGCUUUCAGAGUCUUUGCCCGCAAGGGGUUCUCCGAAGGCAUGAGUGGCCACAUCUCCUUGCGUGACCCGGAGCAUCCGGACUGCUUCUGGACCAACCCACUGGGUCUCCAUUUCGGCCAGGUCAAGGUGUCUGACCUGAUUCUUCUCAACCACGCUGGCGAGCCAGUAGGCGGGAAUCGGUCGCGCCCGGCCAAUGCGGCCGGAUUCCAGAUCCACGGCGUCCUCCACAAGAUGUAUCCCCAGGUGAACGCGGCGUGUCAUGCACACUCCAAGUACGGCAAGGCCUGGUCGACGUUUGCCAAACCACUGGACAUGAUUAAUCAGGAUGUCACCAUGUUUUAUGGCGACGCGCAGGCAGUCUAUCCAGAGUUUGGGGGCGUAGUCCUCGAGACGGAAGAAAGCUUGCGUCUGGGCCGACACCUGGGGAACAACGGCAAGCUGUUGAUCUUGCGGAACCACGGCCUCCUCACGGUCGGCGAGACCGUCGAUGAGGCGGCGUACCUGUUUACCCUGGCCGAGCGGAGCUGCGAGAUUCAACUCCAGGUGGAUGCAGCGGCGGCACAAGGGAUGGAAAAGAAGCUCAUCGAGCCGGAAGCGGCCGCAUUCACAUUCAAGAUGACCAGCGACCCGGAGGCGUUAUACUGUGAGUUCCAACCGGACUAUGAAAUGGAGCUGGAACGGUCCAACGGGAGGUUUCUACAGUGAGCGACCGACGCGGGUAAUGAU